Messenger RNA from Adineta ricciae, 546 nucleotides. Lineage: Eukaryota; Metazoa; Rotifera; Eurotatoria; Adinetida; Adinetidae. The record is from the annotation of a GenBank genome assembly.
AUGCAGAAACUUUAUCGUAUCUUAAAACCUUGGGCUAAUCGAUACACUGUUUCGCUGAUAUGGUUGUUGGCAAUAUUCAAUUUUUAUCUGUGUGUGAAACCGUUAAAAGAAUAUGCAGCAUCUAUUGGUUUCAAUGGAACGCCACCAAUUCUUGAUACGAUGACCUAUUACACACCAGAUGAAGGCUAUCAAACUCUUUUUAAUCUGGGGGACGACGGUCGAUGCGCCUAUCGACAAACGAAUAAUGCCGAGUUCAUUUUUCCCGUCUUACUAUUUCUUUCCUUAUCUCUGUCAAAUUUGUCGAUGGGCAAAGGACAUCGAUACAUAGUUGGACCAUUUCUAUAUAUGAUUUUCGAAUACGUUGAAAAUCUUGCCGAGAGAUAUGUGCUGGAAAUCUAUCCCAAUCGACAUGAUGCCGUCAUGAAUUUAGCUUGUUAUGCUGGUUUAGUGAAGUUUAUCUUCAUGUCUACAAGUGUUCUAAUAGUGAUUGUUAAUUGUUUGAUACAUUUUCUAUGUUCGAGUGUUCCGAAACAAAAAUCGAAAUAA